This is a messenger RNA of Epinephelus fuscoguttatus (brown-marbled grouper), 1262 nucleotides long. It is a transcript of the gene cimap1d, whose product is annotated as outer dense fiber of sperm tails 3-like 2b. The transcript is spliced from 4 exons. Gene Ontology annotation, cellular component: cytoskeleton. The coding region runs from base 505 to 1257 and encodes 250 amino acids. The record is from RefSeq and is a predicted model, not a curated record. NCBI's taxonomy places the organism in Eukaryota, Metazoa, Chordata, Actinopteri, Perciformes, Serranidae.
CAUUGUUCCUCAGUAGCAGCUGAGUGCACCUAUACAUCCACCUCUGUGGAGGAAGGGCUAUUCAUCCAUCUGAGCCACCAACAGGUGGACAAAGGGGACAAACAGGCAGGUAGAUAAAACCCUAUCCAGUGCAGUCAGCUCUGCUGUUGACACUUUGAUGUGUAUUAUACGGCUCGGGUUUCCUGGUGGUUUCAGAGGAAAUUAGGGAUUGAUUCUGGAUCAUACGGGGCUCUGGGUUUCACUGUGAGGCAGGGCACGGCUGAGGAUGGAUCCUGGAGGAACAUUAAUAUGAUAACUGUAGAAAAACCAUCAAGAUGGACAUGGAGUGAGGUGCUCCUCUAACAAAUGAAUUUUCAAGUAUGCAGCUGACCUCAGUUUUGGCUAAAGGGAGGGACAACCUGCCAGCCAGCUUCUUUUUGCUAUGACUGACAUGCUGUAUGAAUGUCUCAGUAGUACUGCUACCAUUGAAGGAUUCCUGAAGGAUUCAAUUCUACAAAGAGUCAAAUGGAGAAGAAAUACCCUGUAAUAGCAGGAAGAGAAAAGGGGCCAGGGCCAGGGCGCUAUGGGCUUCCUCCCACCAUCGGAUUCAUGGGCCACGACUUCACCAAGCCAACGAGCCCUGCCUAUUCUUUCCAUGGCAGGAUGAGUGACACCAUGUAUUGUGUAGACUCAAGUCCAGGGCCGCAGUAUCACAUCGAUGCAAAGGUCACUCGCUUUGGAAGGGAUGGCACACCUGCAUACUCAAUGUUGGGCAGAGUGAAAGCACAGAAGGAGCUCUUCCAGACACCUGGACCCGGUGCAUACAGCCCUGAGAAGACCCCACCAUGCAACCUCCAGCGCAGACCCCCGUCCUACACAAUGGGCGCCCGUACACACUACCGAAGCGUGGACGCAGUACCUGCUCCUAACAAGUACUGUCUCCCUCCGCUAAUGGGCCCUCAAGUCCCGAACAAGCAAGCCAGCGCAAGCUACACAAUGUCAGGUAGUUUCAGCACAGGGGGACCUUCUGUGGAUUUAGCCAAGACGCCAGGGCCUUGCAGGUACAACAGUACGGACCCGAGUGUUUAUCUACCCAGACAGCCGGCGUAUUCCAUGCUGGGACGCCACAGCUUACCCAGAGAUGCCACAGAGAAACCCGGUCCUGGAACUUACAAUCCAGAGAAAGUAACAGUUCACAAGGCUCGGGCACCAGCCUACUCCCUGGGUGUCAGACACUCUGAAUUUGUUACCCCACUUGUUGUCAAUGUUUCUGACUGAACACC